Molecule: messenger RNA, 994 nt
Organism: Stomoxys calcitrans (stable fly)
Lineage: Eukaryota; Metazoa; Arthropoda; Insecta; Diptera; Muscidae
Exons: 2
Coding region: 74-976 (300 amino acids)
Source: RefSeq, a predicted model, not a curated record
ACGGAGAACACGCAGAGAUUUCAAUUCCAGAUCAUCGCCCAUACCUAUCAUCGAACGGCAGCAACAGUAAACCAUGCGGAAUCAAAAGCCCUCCUCCAGUACCAAACUCAAUGAGUACGUCUGUCGAAUAUGCAGACAAAAACACGCGUUAAGGAAAUGUAAAAGAUUUUUGAAUAUGAACACGGCAAAACGUCUUCAGAUAGUACAAACCUAUGGAUACUGCAGAAAUUGUUUGGCACACUCUCAUUCACAGGGAUCAUGUUUUACCAAAACUGGUUGCAAAUACUGCCAAGGAAAACAUCAUAGCUUACUGCAUCUGCAUCCACGAUUAAAAAAGGAUAAACCUUCACGCCGUAAGCAAAGAACUCUUCGAGGGGAACCUGAGCCUAAACCAUCAACCAGUGCUGCUGGAGCCGCACGAAACAGGUCCCAAAAAACCGAGUCAAAGGACAGGACAACACCAACCGAAACUGACUACAGUAAUACCUCACUGUCCGCAAUUCUGAAGCAAAAUCUAAUGACACUCCUUCCUACUGCCGUUGUCAAGAUACUCAGCCCCAAAGGGGAACGUAAGAUUCGCUGCCUUUUGGAUACAGGGUCAAAAUUCAGUUAUAUUUCAAAGAAGAUAGUUGAUUCUCUUGGUCUAACGACUUUGACUCUCGAAGAGGAGGCGAUUUGCCCUCUCACGCUGGUCUCGAUUUACGACUCUGGGGUCAAAAUAGACACCACACUUCGAAUGAAUAAUCGGAUCAAUAUCCAUACUCCCAGCAAAUCACUGCCAAGAAACUUUACUCAAAAUUUUCAUAAUCUUCUUCUAUCAGACGAAAAGUUUUGCGAGUCUGCACCCAUCGACGUAAUACUCGGAGUCGAUAUUUAUUCUCGAGUUAUCACAGAAGGCAUCCUUAUCCGAACGGGGCUUCCGACAGCCCAAAAUACCAUCUUCGGCUGGACCCUUUAUGGGAGUUGUUCCUUAUAAACAUAGUUUAAAAAAAAA